GAGUGCGACUUCAAAAUCUGGGGGACGGGGCAAUAAAUGACGUAAUAGCAUAAACCUACACUCAUGAAAAGUACCUACUGUAUCACCAUCACCGCUCCUGAAGAGCCCCGCAUUGAAAUGCGAGUCGGAGCCGCUGGAGGACAUGCGCGGAGCAACACGGAACAUGGCGGCCUAGUGGAGGAGAGAAAGUGUUGAAAUCUGCUGCAAAUUUCUUGUCAAAUUGGGACGCCAUCAUUGUGACUGUAGCAGGAAGCUCAGUGCCUGGUCUCCUGCCUCCAGUUCUGUUAGUUGGUGGUGGAAGGACCUCAAGCUGUCAACAUGGGCAGAAGCUCAACAAAAGACCAGAAAGAUAGCAAAAGGGAGAAACCAGGAAAGAGCUAUUCCUCCCCAAGUCCCUCACACAGCAAAGAAAUUUUUAGCUGGGAUGAAUAUCUAAAAGAAACUGGAGCUGUGCCUGCUCCUCCUAGCUGUUUUAGACAGUCUAGGAUCCCCCCUAGCAAUGAUUUCAAGAUGGGCAUGAAGCUGGAGGCCCACGACCCCCGCAACUUCACCUCGGUGUGCAUCGCCACGGUGAUGGGCAUCACCGGCACGCGGCUGCGGCUGCGGCUGGACGGCAGCGACAACACCAACGACUUCUGGCGCCUGGUGGACUCCUCCGACAUUCAGCCGAUUGGGACCUGCGAGAAGAAUGGGGACAUGCUGCAGCCCCCUCUGGGAUUCAGAAUGAAUGCUUCCUCAUGGCCAAUGUUUCUUCUAAGGACAUUAAGCGGAGCAGAAAUGGCACCAGCAACCGCUUUCAAAAAGGAGCCACUGAAGCCUCCACAGAACGGUUUCAAACCUGGGAUGAAGCUGGAAGCCGUUGACAGGAAGAACCCUUACUUAAUCUGUCCAGCGACCAUCGGUGAAGUCAAGGGUGAUGAGAUCUUCGUGAUGUUUGACGGCUGGAGGGGUGCCUUCGACUACUGGUGCAAAUACGACUCUCGAGAUAUCUUCCCUGUGGGGUGGUGCUCCUCUACCAAGCACAGCCUACAGCCACCUGGGAACAGCGUCACGCUUCCAAAGAGCCUCCCAGCGUCCGUGUCCUCGCCUACCAAGCCCACAAGACGCUCCAUGCAGUCACCCCACAAGCUCCCUCCGCUGCCCCCCCUGCCUGUCAGGAAGGGGGUUCGGGGGCGCAGGCCGAAGAGCGAGACCCUGGCCUUGUUGAAAGCAGCAGCCGAGGCAGCGGCAGCACAGAACAGCGCUGUGACCCAGAGCACGGCGGCCAAGACUACCUCCAGUACACACCACUCCCCCAAACCCAAAAAGAAAGGUCCGAAGCCCGGGAGCAAGAGGAAGCCACGAGUGGCCCAGGGCCCUAUCCCAUCAGGCACUUCCACAGUUGCUCCUGAAACAAAGCUGAACAGCACUCAGGUACAGAAGGAAGGGCCUAACCACCUCAACUCAAACCCUGCGGUCAUCUCUACAGUGUGUGUGUACGUGAACAAGCAUGGCAACUGUGGACCUCACUUGGACCGGAAGCAGGUGCAGCAGCUGCCAGAUCACUUUGGUCCGGGCCCGGUCAACGUGGUGCUGCAGCAGGCUGUGCAGGCGUGUGUGGACUGCGCCUACCAGCCCAAGACUGUUUUCAACUUCCUCAAGGCGGGCCAUCAUGGAGGAGAGCUCAUCUCAGCCUCGUUUGAUGGAGGGAAACACCUGGUGCAGCUGCCCUCGGUGAACAGCGCUUCCUUCGUCCUGCGCUUCCUGGAGAUGCUGUGUCACAACCUGCAGUGCGAGAACCUCUUCAGCAGUCAGCCCUUCAGCCCCUAUGUGGCCGCCGUCCACGGGCACAGCACUUACGACAGGAACAAGUCGGUGAAAGAAGAGACGUCGGAAGCCUUAUCAAUAAAUCGGGGGACCAAGCGCUUUUCAAAGGACUCUCCACCCUACACUGCUCCCCUGUCACCCAAGCUCCUCAGAACAGAGGCUCAUCCUUCAGAAGCAGAGACACUGCCACACGAGGAGAACGGGAUGUUGAAGGAGCAGCGUUUCUCCGAGGAGUCCAUGGACUCGGCCUCCAAUUCCAUGAACCCCAGGCCCCCAUCCCUGCGCAGCUCCUCGGAGUACCGCAGCCCGGCCGGUGCCCCCUACUACCCGGGCCACCCCCCGACUCUCCGCCGCCUCGCCUCCACCCCGCCCGAGCUCACCGGCACACGCCUGCACCGACGAGUCGAAGGUGGGCAGACUGCCAGCUCAACAACAGGCCCUGACCCCCAGGCCACAGACGGAGAGCUCCCCCGAAUCCCCAGCAAGAGCCCCUCUACCUGGACCAUCGAGGAGGUGAUGCAGUUCGUGAGGGACGCAGACCCUCGGGCCCUAGCUCCACACGCAGAGCUCUUCAGGAAACACGAGAUCGACGGCAAGGCGCUGCUGCUGCUGCGGAGCGACAUGGUCAUGAAGUACAUGGGGCUGAAGCUGGGCCCUGCUCUCAAGCUGUGCUACCACAUCGAAAGGCUGAAGCAGGGCAAGCACUAGCUACCCCGCGCUCCUCCCUGCAGUCAGGACAGGCCAGGAGAGCCGGCUGGGGCCUCAGUCCGCUGGAGCUGUCCUGUGAACCAGACACAGUCCAGCUGAAGGGAUAACACUCUGGCUCUGUGCUGGCAGGGGCAGUGUUUAUCUACACACAACCAGCCAAGAUACUAAACAUGGUGCACUGCCCGCUGCCUCUUUACAAAGCAUCUUUGUAGACUCUUUUAUUUAUGAACUGCAGAGACCACCAUACCUCUCUUUUUUAUCAGCAAGUAAAGAUGAAUAACUUUCACGAAGACAGUUCAACUCAGCUGAAAUCCAAAGGAUAAUCGGUCUAGUGUUUACAUUGCAUAUGUAUAUUCUUUGUGUGAUUUAAAAACAAAAGCAUUUGCUAAAGGUACAGUAUGCGUACAGUAUGCACUGUAGCCCCGAGGAUAGAGAUUGUUCAGCCAAUGUCCUAAUUCUAAUGAGGCGCAGAGGCUAAAUUGAAUCAGUAUUCCUUUCCUUUUUUUUCUUUUGUAGCUCUUGCUCAUUUACAGUGAAAUAUUGUUUGUGAGGCAUUUAAUUUGAAAAGCAAGACAAGCAUAUAAAAUGUUUUUUCAUCCUGUCUGCUGGACAGCAUAUAAGCACCAGCCACUCUUUGAGAUGGAUGUACUCCGAUGUUUUAAGCUAAGUGGAAAGUGUCAAUGGGAUCGUGAAACAUCACUCGGAUACAUUCGUAUGGGGGGAUUUUGGCUGAUCUUUACCUUUUCCAUUCCCGGCUUUUCAUAAUAGGGCUAAACUCCUGGUGAGCUGAUUGUACUACAUUUUUAGCAUAAAUAGACAUUGUUUGACAUUAACAGGUGCUUUCCUGUUGUAUUUAAUGUAGACUAUGACUGGAAUUAACUAUUAUUUUUUGUGGCAGGGGGGGUGAUAGAUCACAUAAUGUAUAAAACUGCUUUGUAUGUGUGAGUUUUUUUUCCUACCAUUUUUAUGUAUAAAAAUACAGUAAUUGUUUUCUGACAUUAUCCAGGAUCUGAAAAAAACACAUCAUGAAUAAUUUAUGAAUUGAAGGGUAGGAGGAAUAUGUUUUUGUCCACUCUUUUGAAAGCGCUCUUGAACAAACUGAAUGUUAUAAAACUUAGUUUUGUAUAAUUCAGUAGGGUUGGGGCUGAUUGUAGACAUAACGCUAACAUGGCCUUCAUGGAGCAGGGCUGCUGCUAAAAUAAGCAAAAAAAGCAUCAAUUGAUGCUCAUAGAGUAAAUAAUUUUAAAACAAUUAAAUCAAUCCGAAGAUUAUCUUCACUCUUGGUGAGAUCAUUCAUGCAGAAGUGCCGCUGGUUAGAACCAGAUUCUUCCGGCGUUGUUGUUGUUCCCCUUCCAAAUUGGUCCGUUUUUGUAGUGUGCCAGUGGAAAGGGCAGAAAUACUGAAAAAACUUCUAGCAAUCUAAGGGGUGGAUUAGGAAAAGACUGUACUGAAACGAAUUGAUUUCCAGGAAAAAAGGCUGAAUCAUAAUAACGUACAUUUUACACACUGAUUACAUUUUUCCUACCUUUUUCUAAAUAUAUGGUUAGCCCUUACUGUAAUGUUUAGGUAAUGACCCUAUUGAAGAUGCAAUUUGUUUUUUUAUUAUGUUUUUUGUAUUUUUUAUCUUUAUAUGCUCAGGCUGUCCACUCUCCUUCAACAGAUGAUUAAUAUUUGCCUAUUUAAACCACCCUAACAUUACCAGAGUCCGGCCACUGUUUGAGAUGGAUCAGUGUCCACUGUCUCUUCCUUUGGUUGUCAUAACCACUGUGGACAUUGGCAUUGUGGGUUGGAUUCGGCAAGCUAUGAGAAAACCUGCAUGAUAUGCAGCCCUUUACAAGCCCACUGUGAAAAGACUAGUUGGAUGAGUCGCAAGGGCACUGUACUAGGGACAAGUAGAGAAGGAGUUUGUGUGUACUCGCAGAUCCCUGGCUGUGCUCCCUAGGUUGAACUAGGUUCCUAUGUCUGGAAUCUUUGUCAACCCUUAGUGAUCAAGGCACAAGCUUUGUGCCUUCAAAUUUCUGGCAGCUCGAGUUUAUUUCACUUAGGAACCUUGAGUCAGCAGGAGGGCAGUGAGUGUAAUGUAGUGACUGGGGAGAGGAUUGAGUGCGACCUGACUCAGAUGAGGACUUACAGGCAGUGAUCCUGGUAGCUUGUGGACAGGAAGUGACCUGGAACUGAUUUGCUCCAGCAGGUGGUGAUUCACUAUGAAAGAAGAGCUUAGAGUACUGUAUAUCAUCUAUGAGCAAGCAGCAAAUUUGUGGGGAGUGGACAGCCUGAAUCAUGAGCACAACCUUGAAACCUUACAUGUUCUCAUAAACUUCUGUUCUCCUGUUUGUAUAAUGGUGCUACUAUGUUUUUCCAAACAUGUUUCAGCCCCUGCCUGUGUAGGCUGUGGGGUUCUGAGAGCUGUGAGUACAUUUGUUUGGGGAGAAAGAAAUAUUUGAUGUCACAUCUUGUGACUGUAUAACUCUCAGCUCGAGAUUAUUCUUUUUUAAUUACUAUUAUUUUUAUUAUCAUGUCUUGGCAUUUUUAUGGGUUUAACCAUGAAUUUCAGGGACAAGAAUGUAAAUUUUUGUAGAAAAUAAAUAUUUUAAACUAAUCCUAUAUAUAUAAAUGAAUUUUAGGAAAUUUGAGCAUUAGAAAAAGCUGUAGAAAAUUUUUCUUACUGCCUUUUAUACUUCAUUGCUUUUAGUUAAAAACAAGAUACUGCUUACAAGUACUUGACUGAAAUUGCCUUGCUUUAUUUUCAUAUUCCUCAGGUUUAACUAGAUGGUGUUAGCCCAUAUUUCCUUCUGUAUAAAGAGCAUUUGAGUUUUUCUUGUAAUCAUACCUUCUACAUGUGACUGUAUUCUUUUUGCCUUUUGACCAAGUUAUGUGCCAUAAAAUGUGUGUGUGUAUAUAUAUACACAUCUAUUGACACAGUAUGUAUAUCCUGCUUCAUGACCAUUAUUCUUAAUUAAUAAAGCAAGUGCUUGAACAAUG
Lepisosteus oculatus (spotted gar) is the source of this 5496-nucleotide messenger RNA. It is a transcript of the gene scml2, whose product is annotated as Scm polycomb group protein like 2. Gene Ontology annotation, cellular component: nucleus. Lineage: Eukaryota; Metazoa; Chordata; Actinopteri; Semionotiformes; Lepisosteidae. Gene Ontology annotation, biological process: negative regulation of DNA-templated transcription. The record is from RefSeq and is a predicted model, not a curated record. Gene Ontology annotation, molecular function: histone binding; chromatin binding.